Messenger RNA from Nicrophorus vespilloides, 1089 nucleotides. RefSeq names its product alpha-tocopherol transfer protein-like. Bases 158 to 1045 code for a protein of 295 amino acids. NCBI's taxonomy places the organism in Eukaryota, Metazoa, Arthropoda, Insecta, Coleoptera, Silphidae. The record is from RefSeq and is a predicted model, not a curated record. The transcript is spliced from 6 exons. Gene Ontology annotation, molecular function: phosphatidylinositol bisphosphate binding. Gene Ontology annotation, cellular component: membrane.
UUGUACCCAACCUCGUCUCUCAGAGAAAACUUGAUCGUUAAAGUCGUGUAAUCUCAACUUGAGUCGUGUCGUGCUUCAUUUGGGCGUAAACUUUCCAUUAUUCUUUCAAUUUAUAAAUAUUUUCAUUUCCAAGUGGACGAUACGAUUCUCAUUAGAAAUGUCGGACUGUGAAGUGCACUACGCCAACAACAAAGACCUGAAGAAGGAAGACGUUCAGGCCCUCAGGGAUUGGUUGAAACAUCAGCCGCAUUUUCCACCACUUACAGAAUAUCAGGUGAUAAUAUUUCUUCAUAGUUGCUACUACAGCAACGAAACAGCAAAGAAAACUAUAGAUAAUUACUUAACUGUGAGGAAAAUCUGUCCGGAGUUCUUCGCAAAUCGCAAUCCUAGCAAUCCCGACAUCCAGACUGCUAUAGAUCUUUUAACAAUUUCACCUCUACCAAAAUUAACCAAAGACGGAUACUGCGUAAUGUAUUACCGUUUGAUCGAUUCGAAUCCUGACCACUUCAACUUCAACCAUGUCAUCAAAAUGUUCGAUAUGGCCGCAUCCUUAGCUCUGGAAGAAUUCGGAACUGUGAAUGGACACAUCAUUAUUAUAGAUUUACAUGGGUAUACUCUAACACACGUCAUGAAGAUGGGGGUGAUGUCCGUAAAAAAAUACAUGUUCUUUCUACAGGAAGCUUUACCCUUCAGACUAAAAGGUUUGCAUUACGCGAAUGCCGUUCCUUUUAUGGAUAAACUUCUAGCUCUAAUAAAGCCCUUCAUGAAAAAGGAUUUGUUGGACUCGUUACAAGUGCACACUGGGAAUAACGAGACUCUCUUCGAAGUCGUGGAUAAAAGCUGUUUGCCGAAUGAAAUUGGAGGAAGCGUUGGAUCAGUAUUCGAAAUACACAAUGCGUUCAGACAGAAAUUUUUGGAUAAUACAGAAUUUUUUAAGGAAGAAGAAAAAUUGGUGGUGGAUGAAAGCAAAAGACCGGGUAGUCCGAGGAAUGAGGGAGAUAUUUUUGGAGUUGAAGGAACUUUUAAGAAAUUGGAUAUAGAUUAAAGAUUAUUAAUUUGUUUGAUUAAUCUUUUGACACAUAAUUAAGA